CAUUCUUCUCUGCUCCCCCUCUUUAUAGAGAACCCCUCCUCUGAGUCUGGCUCGCUACUUUCUCCAUCUAGAUUCAAGAAGCUUGAAAGAGCUUGGUAUGUCAUGUGCAUUUUUUGCUGAAAAGAAAACACAAGCAGAACCAGUUAGAUUUCUGUGGAAAGUCACUAUUGUGUGUAUGCAUUUACAUAUGAAAUGGGCUCUCGAGGAAGGCUGUUAUUCGAUCUCAAUGAACCCCCCACGGAGGAUGAAGGGGAGAGUGAUCAAGUCACUUGCUUCCAGCCACAGAAGGCACCUCCAUCUACAAAUCCCAACACAUCUGAUUUAGUUGUGACACCAGCAGGAACCCAAGGAAUUAUCAAUAAAAAUGCUUUCUCACAUGCAUCAACGGUGUCUGGUUUUCAGCCUUUUGUUCGGUCCAAAACUUCUCCUUGCCCAGAAGUGUCUGUCAUACCAAAAAGGGAAGCAGAUCAGAAUGCUAGCUUUGCACCAUCAUCUUCAAAGGCAAAUAAUGAGGAGAUGAAAGCAGACACAGCAGCUUCAUUAGUUUCAGGUUCUGCUGAAGCUCAAGCUGUGGAAAGAGAAGAAGGGGAGUGGUCUGAUGCUGAGGGUUCAGCUGAUGCAUUUACAAGCAGUAGUUUGCAGGAACAGGGUAAAGCCUCAAAUGAGCAAGUUAUACCUGCAGUAAUGGAUUGUAGCACAUCAGGUGUGGCUGCUGAGAACGCUAAAGCUACUGAAUAUAAUCAUGCUCCAUUAACAUUGGAUCAACAUAUGAAUGAUAAGAAAGCAAGCAGUAACCGGAAUUCAGAAGGUUCCAGUAAGGGUGACAUGUCUCUGGAUGGUCAAGAGGGACCUAGCUUGGUUCCUAAACAAAGAGAAGUUAAAGGUAUUGAAGCAAGUCAUGCACUUAAGUGUGCUAAUACUCCAGUAAAGAGGAAGGUAGAUGAACAGAAAGAAGCAAUGCUGGGAAAGAAACGCAACAGGAAGACCAUGUUUUUAAAUUUGGAAGAUGUCAAGCAAGCUGGCACCACAAAAACUUCAACACCAAGAAGGCAGAACCUUCCAACACCAGUUAUUACUCGUACUGUGAAAGAAAUCCGUACUGCUUCUCAACCUGCAGAACGGCUUGGAGAAAAGCAAAGUCAGCUGGUAAUUGAGGAUCAGAAACAAGUUGAUGUGACAUGUAAUGAAGAAAGUAAUCCUGUGGAGGCUUGUGAUCGUAAAGCUGAGUGUAAUGGUGAUACUAAUUCUGGAUUAUUUUCUAGGCCCAGGAGGCUAAAUAGUGAUAGUGAUCUUUCUGCAGAGGCUCACCAACCCUCCAUUCUGAGGCAGAGUUCAUGGAAGCAGCCCAUGGAUUUGAGGCAGCUUAAGAAUUCACAGUUUUCUAACAGAAAAUCAACUCUGGUCAGUCAAAGCUCUAUGGAUCCAAAGAUAGGAAAUAAAAAACACCCUUCUUCCAAAAAACCAACAUCUAGCGGUAAUUCAUAUCAAGAUACAUCUGUGGAACGCCUCAUACGGGAGGUGACCAAUGAAAAGCUUUGGCAUCAGUCAGAAGAGACCGAUCUUCAAUGUGUUCCUGGUCAGUUUGAGUCUGCAGAAGAAUAUGUCAGAGUAUUUGAGCCUUUACUAUUUGAGGAAUGUCGUGCGCAACUGUAUAGCACCUGGGACGAGUUGAUUGAAUUGCCUUCAAGAGAUACACAUGUAAUGGUCCGAAUAAAGAACAUUGAAAGGCGAGAACGAGGAUGGUAUGAUGUGGUAGUUCUACCUGCUAAUGAGUGCAAAUGGACUUUUAAGGAGGGUGAUGUUGCUGUUUUGUCAUCCCCAAGGCCUGGAUCAGUUAGAUCUAAGCGGAGUAAUGCCUUGUCAGUGGAAGAAGAUGAGGAGCCUGAGGUCGUCGGACGUGUGGCUGGUACAGUUAGACGUCAUGUUCCCCUUGACAUUCGUGAUCCUCUUGGGGCAAUCCUUCAUUUUUAUGUUGGGGACUCCUAUGAUUCAGUUUCUAACAGCAAGGAGUACGAUGAUCAUAUUCUUGGGAAACUUCAACCAAAAAGUAUUUGGUAUCUGACAGUACUUGGUUCACUUGCAACUACUCAGCGAGAGUAUGUGGCUUUGCAUGCAUUUUCUCGUCUUAAUUCCCAGAUGCAAACUGCAAUCCUUAAGCCCAGUCCAGAUCACUUCCCAAAAUAUGAGCAGCAGACCCCUGCCAUGCCUGAAUGCUUCACCCAGAAUUUUGUGGAUCAUUUGCAUAGGACCUUCAAUGGGCCCCAGCUUCUAGCAAUCCAGUGGGCUGCUAUGCACACAGCUGCUGGAACAAGCAGUGGAAUGACAAAGAGGCAAGAACCAUGGCCUUUUACUCUUGUUCAGGGACCUCCAGGAACAGGCAAGACACAUACAGUUUGGGGAAUGCUAAAUGUCAUUCAUCUGGUCCAGUAUCAGCAUUACUACACCUCUUUGCUCAAGAAACUAGCACCUGAGAGCUAUAAGCAAGCAAGUGAGAGCAAUUCUGACAAUGUUGCUAUGGGAUCAAUUGAUGAAGUUCUUCAAAACAUGGAUCAGAAUCUCUUCCGCACUCUUCCUAAACUCUGCCCAAAACCCAGAAUGUUGGUUUGUGCUCCUUCUAAUGCUGCAACAGAUGAGCUUCUUGCUCGUGUUCUUGACCGUGGAUUCAUUGAUGGUGAGAUGAAAGUCUACCGUCCUGAUGUGGCUAGGGUUGGGGUUGACUCACAGACACGUGCUGCCCAGGCAGUUUCUGUUGAGCGGAGAACUGAACAGCUUCUGCUUAAGAGUCGUGAAGAAAUUUUAGGUCACAUGCAUGCACUAAGAGCUCGUGAAGCUAUGUUGUCUCAACAGAUAUCUGGACUUCAAAGAGAGCUUAACGUUGCAGCUGCUGCUGUUCGUUCUCAAGGGUCAGUUGGUGUUGACCCUGAUGUUUUGAUUGCUCGGGACCAAAAUCGAGAUGCAUUGUUACAGAACCUAGCAGCAGUGGUUGAAAGCAGGGAUAAGGUUCUAGUUGAGAUGUCUCGCCUUCUGAUUUUAGAAGCCAAAUUCCGUCCUGGUAGUAACUUCAAUUUGGAAGAAGCCCGGGCUAAUCUUGAGGCAAGUUUUGCCAACGAGGCAGAGAUUGUUUUUACUACUGUUUCAAGUAGUGGUCGAAAGCUGUUCUCCCGACUUACUCAUGGUUUUGACAUGGUGGUUAUAGAUGAGGCUGCCCAAGCUAGUGAAGUUGCAGUGCUUCCUCCCCUUUCUCUUGGUGCAGCACGAUGUGUCCUUGUUGGAGAUCCCCAGCAGCUUCCCGCAACAGUUAUCAGCAAGGCUGCUGGGACCUUGCUUUACAGUAGAAGUCUGUUUGAAAGGUUCCAGCAAGCAGGGUGCCCUACUAUGUUGUUGUCUGUGCAAUAUAGGAUGCAUCCCCGAAUUCGGGAUUUUCCUUCAAGGUAUUUUUACCAAGGACGUCUUACUGACAGUGAAAGUGUUGUCAGCUUACCUGAUGAGGUUUACUACAAGGAUCCUUUGCUUCAACCUUAUUUAUUCUAUGAUAUUACCCAUGGGCGGGAGUCGCAGAGAGGUGGUUCUGUUUCUUAUCAAAAUUUGCACGAAGCAGCAUUUUGUCUUCGCUUGUAUGAGCAUCUUCAGAAAACUUUGAAAUCUCUGGGUGUGGGGAAAAUCACUGUUGGCAUAAUUACACCAUACAAGCUGCAACUGAAAUGCCUCCAACGGGAAUUUGAGGGUGUAUUAAAAUCUGAAGAAGGGAAGGACAUAUAUAUAAAUACUGUAGAUGCUUUCCAGGGCCAGGAACGUGAUGUCAUUAUAAUGUCAUGUGUACGUGCCUCAAAUCAUGGGGUUGGCUUUGUUGCUGACAUUCGGCGAAUGAAUGUUGCUCUUACUCGUGCUAGAAGGGCACUUUGGGUUAUGGGCAAUGCAAAUGCUCUGAUGCAAUCUGAUGAUUGGGCAGCCUUGAUUACUGAUGCCAAAGCUAGGAACUGUUAUAAGGACAUGGAUUCUCUACCCAAAGAUUUCCCCAAGGACUUGCCCACCAAAGAAUUUUCAGCACCAAGAGGACCCCCUUACUCUUCAUCGCAAGGUAAGAUGUCUUCUAAUAUGAGGGGCUUUAGGUCAGCUGGACCUAGACACAGAUCAUUGGAAAUGCACUCUGAGAGCAGGUCAGGAACACCAUCAGAAGAUGAAGACAAGCUAGGCACAUCAGUUGUUUCCAGAAAUGGUAAUUACCGGCCAUAUAAGCUGCCAAUAGAGACUUCCUUGGAUGAUUUUGAUCAGUCAGGCGAUAAAUCUAGAGAUGUCUGGCAAUACGGCAUACAAAAAAGGCAAAAUUCUUCUGGAUUUGUGGGCAAGAGAGAUUAGUUAUUUGUCUGCAAAUUCUCUAUCUUAGAGCAGAGGAACUCAAAUGUGAAGUUCUCUUUCUGGAUAUUUUGGUGUCUUGAUCUUGAUGCCCAAGACUUCAGCAUUAGCUCCUGAUGCUGAUUUCUUCAGCUGAAUAUGGCAUGACAGCAAGGUGGUGCUGAACUUGCAUUGCAUUAAGUUUUUAAGGAAAGAUCAGAGGAUGGAUUUGGAAGAGGGAGCUGUUAACUUGUGCUAGAAGUCCUGCUGCCUGCUUGUGCAGAAAGAUCAAUCUGUCCACGGAACUGAUUCCUGUGAUUUCUUGGAAGGGGUGGAUCAAGUUGGGUAGACAUGGGAAAUCAUACCCUUCAUCCACCAGUUUACAGUCUUCAAAGGUAAGAAAAAUUUUUCUGCUAG
Messenger RNA from Rubroshorea leprosula, 4749 nucleotides. The record is from the annotation of a GenBank genome assembly. Lineage: Eukaryota; Viridiplantae; Streptophyta; Magnoliopsida; Malvales; Dipterocarpaceae.